Messenger RNA from Erigeron canadensis, 1853 nucleotides. Its product is annotated as nephrocystin-3. The record is from RefSeq and is a predicted model, not a curated record. Gene Ontology annotation, biological process: chloroplast organization. The transcript is spliced from 8 exons. Gene Ontology annotation, molecular function: protein binding. Gene Ontology annotation, cellular component: chloroplast. NCBI's taxonomy places the organism in Eukaryota, Viridiplantae, Streptophyta, Magnoliopsida, Asterales, Asteraceae. The coding region runs from base 62 to 1729 and encodes 555 amino acids.
UUGAGUCAUCUUUGUGUGUUGAAUUCACUGGGGCGGUUAAUCAAAAUUGGAAAUUUCAAUCAUGAGUAGAUUGUGUCCAAGCAUUCACCCACCAGAGGACUACUUGUUACCGAAAGACAUCACCGGUUUUUCUGGGCCUCACCCAAAACUAAAAUCUAACUCAAGGUUGCUGUAUGUAUAUGUAUCUAUUCGCUGCUGCUUGGCCUGUAGAUGCUAUAAUACUGCUACUACUACUACUAAAUCAUUGCACGUUGCCCAAGUUUCUUCUGCUGUUGGUGGUUCAGAUAACUCUGAGUCUCAAAGGAAACCCCUGGGGGAUGAUUUCAUAAUGAAUUUAGAAGAAUUGUUUUCUGAAAUCAAAAGCAUGAUAAGCACCGGUAAUAGAGAUGAUGCUGUUGAUCUUCUUGAGGCAAAUUUUGAAGUCGUGAGAGAACAAAUGGUUGUGGGAAGUAAAACUAUAAAAGAAGCUGCUGUUUUGGAUGUCAUAGCCUUGGGGUACAUGGCUCUUGGAGAUCUCAAGAUGGUCAAAUCUAUUUUGAAUAUGUUGAAUGAAAUUGUACGUGAUUUGAGGGACGACGAGUCUCUUCUUGAUUCAAUACUUACACACAUGGGGAGUCUGAACUCAGCUUUAGGAAGGUUUGAGGAUUCUACGCUUCUGUACAAGAGAGUCUUUGAAAUGUUGGAAACAAAUCACGGGAGUAAUAGUACAUCUCUUGUGAUGCCAUUAUUGGGAAUGGGCAAGGCUCUUGGUUCUGCUGGCAGAGCGACAAAGGCAAUUGACGUCUAUCAUCGCACUAUUUCAAUAUUGGAAUCUAACCUUGGAGCAGAAAGCAAGGAACUGGUGGUACCUUUAAAUGCUCUUGGCAAUCUUUUAAUUGAAGAAGGAAAGGCUGAAGAUGCUGAAAGUGCUUUUAUGAGAAUUGUAGGCAUAUAUACCAAGUUAUAUGGAAAAGAUGAUGAAAGAGUUGGAAUGGCCAUGUGUGCUCUAGCUAAUGCAAAGUGUGCAAAAGGAGACGCAGAAGCGGCCAUCAACUUGUACAGGAGUGCUAUUCAAAAUCUGGAGCAUUCAGAAAAUACGAAUUUAGAUGACAGCAUAUUGGAGAAGACAAGGAUAGACUUGGCAGAGUUGCUUCAUGCUGUAGGAAGAGAAAAGGAAGGACGGCAGCUGCUGGAAGAAUGUUUGUCCAUCACCAAAAAAUUCAAAGGAGAAAACGAUCCGAGUUUUAUCACCCACCUUAUAAAUCUGGCAACUUCAUAUUCACGUUCCAAAAACUAUGUAGAAGCUGAGCGCCUCUUAAGAUCAAGUUUACAAAUCAUGAAUAAAUCCGUUGGCCCUGAUGAUCCUUCAAUCACAUUUGCAAUGCUUCAGCUCGCUGUGACUCUCUACAACCUGAAGAAGGAUGAAGAAGCUGAGCAACUGGCACUUGAGGUCUUGCGGGUUCGUGAGAAAGCCUUUGGAACUGCCUCUGUCCCAGUUGGGGAAGCCUUGGAUUGUUUAAUAUGCAUUCAGAAGAGACUGGGUAGAGAUGACGGUGAGAUAUUGGAGUUGCUUAAGAGGAAUCUGAGCAUACAAGAGAAAGCAUUUGGGGAUGAAAGUGAACAAGUCAUUGGAACUCUCAAGAAGAUUGUAUUUUACAUGGACAAACUUGGAAUUAAGGAUCAAAAGUUCCCUUUUCAAAGGAGAUUGUCUUUUCUUAGAAAUAAAUUCAAGGAACAAGUCCAGUAUUGACAAAUUCAUAGGAUGCUUUUGUACUUUAUCUCAGUCACUUCCUGUAAGUUGAUCUAUAGGCUUGUUAUCUACUGACAGGUUCAACUUUUAAUGUCUGCUAUACAUAUAUAGUGUUGGAAAAUCA